Messenger RNA from Chiloscyllium plagiosum (whitespotted bambooshark), 7923 nucleotides. The record is from RefSeq and is a predicted model, not a curated record. Lineage: Eukaryota; Metazoa; Chordata; Chondrichthyes; Orectolobiformes; Hemiscylliidae.
UUUUCUCCUUCCUUGCCUCCAGCCGCCUGCUGGUAUACAUGAUCCUUGCUCUAUCGGGAAGGAGGGAGGUUUUUAUGAGGGGGAUAGAUCGUGGUUGUUUCCAGAUACCGUACGUGGAGGCUGAGAGGGGAGUCAGGAGCCUGCCAGGGAAUGAGACAGCAGUGAGUGGGAGCGCCAGGGAAGGGCAAAACAAAAAAUAAAAACAAACAGAUGUUAAAAAAAAUAAACAGCUGGGAGCUAAAAGAAGAGUCCCCUGGUUAUUGUAGCUGUGCUGCAGAGUGAGGUGAACAACCUGUUGUAUUGGAUCGGCUGGCUCUAGUAAAGGAAGAUACAGAGAGAGAGAGAUACAUUCACACAGGACAGGCGGAGAGGGCAGAUGGAUGAAAUACACAGAGUGGAGAAGUGCACCAGCUGGAUGAUUACCAUAGACAAAUAAGGAAAAGGAUUUGAAGAAAUGCAUGAACUGUCAAGCCUGGGCAAAUGCUGGCAAUGAGGAACAGGGACCAGAGAUUUUCUGAAUCCGAAGUUCAACAGGCAUAGCAAGGUAUUUAAAGGAGGUUUUAUCUUUCUGGUGAAGAAGAUUGAGGAUGGCUGCCCUGGGCACAGAAAGUUUCAGGAGUGGCACACCAGUCCAGACGCCAGAGGGAAAUGUGGUGAUGAAUUUCAGCUUUGAUGGCUACCCAUUGGAGGAGGAAGAGCCUCAGACUAAAGAGAGACAGAGACAGGGCAGUACAGGCAUGUCCAUAGUCAAUGAACCAGGUGAUACCCGUUGUGUGUGUGAGAGUGACUAUGUUGAGUCACAGCCCAGGGACAGCUAUCAUGGCAUUUACUUUGCGAUGCUUUUGGCUGGAGUUGGAUUCUUACUGCCUUACAACAGCUUCAUCACUGACGUGGAUUACCUUCACCAAAAAUACCCAGGAACAUCCAUUGUGUUUGACAUGAGUCUCACAUACAUCCUUGUAGCGUUGGCAGCUGUGAUUUUGAACAAUGCACUGGUGGAGCUGCUGAGUCUGCACACCCGCAUCACCGUCGGUUACCUGUUUGCUUUGGGCCCCCUAAUGUUUGUGAGUAUCUGUGACGUCUGGCUGGAGCUAUUUACAGUACAGCAGGCAUAUGCCAUCAAUCUGGUGGCAGUGGGCAUUGUGGCUUUUGGAUGCACAGUGCAGCAAUCAAGUUUCUAUGGUUACACUGGAAUGUUGCCCAAACGCUAUACCCAAGGGGUGAUGACAGGCGAAAGCACUGCUGGCGUCAUCAUUUCCCUCAGCAGAAUCUUUACCAAGCUCCUGGUUUCUGAUGAAAGGAAGAACACCAUUGUCUUCUUCUUCGUUUCAAUUGGAAUGGAGAGCAUGUGCUUCAUCUUGCACUUGCUGGUGAAAAGAACGCAGUUUGUGCGAUACUACACCUCUCACAGCAGCCGGGGCCAUGAACGUCUAAAGGACAAAGGUCAUGUGGAUCAGGGCCCAGGUUACCGGGUCCAUCAUAAUGUCAAUACAGAGGAAGUAAGAUUCGAAAACGGUACAAUGGAAAGCCCCCAGUCUGAUGUAGCUGAGCAGGAUAUUCCAGCCACUGCUGCCUACAUGAGGUUUGAUGCACCAAAGUCAAAGUUAAGGAGAACCUGGCCAGGUUUCAGAGACAUGAUUCUACACCGAUACAUUGUGGCCCGCAUUAUUUGGCCAUACAUGCUCUCCAUAGCGCUAACAUACUUCAUCACCCUCUGCCUAUUUCCGGGACUGGAAUCCGAAAUUCGGAACUGCACUUUGGGAGAAUGGUUACCAAUCCUCAUCAUGGCCAUUUUUAACCUGUCUGAUUUUGUGGGAAAGAUACUUGCAGCUUUGCCUUAUGACUGGAAGGGACUUCAUCUCCUCAUCUGUUCCUGCACCAGGGUUGUCUUCAUCCCACUCUUCCUUCUGUGUGUGCUCCCAGGCGACCAGGCUGUUUUCAAUCAUCCUGCCUGGCCAUGUGUCUUCUCUCUGCUAAUGGGGAUUUCAAACGGCUAUUUUGGUAGUGUGCCAAUGAUCUUGGCAGCAGGCAAAGUCAACCCAGAACAGAGAGAGCUGGCAGGUAACACUAUGACUGUAUCCUACAUGUCGGGACUAACAUUAGGAUCUGCAGUGGCCUACGUCACAUAUAGCCUGACCAGUAUGUCUCAUACUUCAUGUAUUCACACUGAAACCAUCAACGCUUCUCUGACCACAGGAAUCUAAAAAAGGCUCUCUUCACAUUCUCAUCAGGGGCUAAAUGGAGAAAUGCUAAAGGUUAUUUAGAUCAUCCCAUGGAAACAUUGCUUGGUCCGCAUCAUCUCAAACAUAUAAAAGAUCCCCAACGUGUCUGGGACUUUGUUUUUAUUCUGCACAUCCUCGAGAAUUGGAUGGGAUCACCUUCAUGAACAUGAAAAGCUUCUGAAGAAGCUCCGAAUGGAAGUGUUAUCCGUCAGAAUCACCGACAGCCUUGACUUUAAUUGAGACUAAAAACAGUCCUAAAAUCUCGUCUAAGACUGCCUGCUUAUUGUUAUUUUGUUUGCCAACUCUGUUUAGAAUUGUGUUCCUCUUUUUACAGAAGGGAGCUGUUGUCCUCUCAAGUACAGCUUUCUUGAGCAGUGUAAGAGGGGUUCUGUAAUUCUAUGGCUAAUGUUCCCAAGCAUUUUCCAGACAAAAUGUGCAUUUGUUUAAGCAAAUUAACUUCUCAAACCCACUGUGUUUUAUUCUUCAAGGAUUCCAUGGGCAGGUCUGCACUGUGUUUUAAAAGACCACCAAAAAUGAUGCUUUUAUACAUUCCUCCGAGUGUAUCUGAAUGUGGCUUUAAUCAUCUUUCCUGCAUUUUAUUUGACUAUAACCCAGCGAAAACCUUCUAUUGUGAGUAAGAUUGUUUCAGGUGAACAGAACAGCCUGCCAGUUUAUAUAUUGUCAAAGUGCUGAUGUUUCCAGAACAUAACUCCACAUCAAUCAAAAGUGAUAUGUUCACCUCUAAAAGUAAUCUCUGUCUGAACUCAUUACACUUUGUAAAGGCCUUCAUUACAACUCAUUUCCAAAGAAGAGUCAGUCUCAAAUUAGAAAGCUUUGAGGAAGGACACAAUUUCACAACAUGAUUCUGCUUAAAGUUAGAUGCAUUAGUUAAUCAGUCAAGAGGGAGCUAGGUAAACACAUGAGAAAGAAGACGAAGCUAAUAGGACAAGAUGAAUAGUGCUGGAAGAGGCUUGUGUGGUGUAUAGACACCAGUAUAUGGACCAGUUGACUCCAGAGGCCUGUUUCUGUGCAGUAAAUUCAAUCCCAAAGCUUCAUUUGUAAGGAACCCUGCCAACUCAAUGGUCUACUAGUGAUGAGCAGCAUCAACUGACUCAUAAUGGGGGCAGGCUUUUGACAGGGGAAGUAAAAUGCAUACAUCAGAAUUCCAACUAAAAAACUUUAAAAUCCCAACAGACGAACAGGUAUUAUAUUUUCUUCAAACUUAGGUCUGAGCAGCUCCUGGAUAAUAAUUGCAAGGCGUGAGUGCAGGUUUCUAUACAGCUGCAGUGAAAUUGGAAUGAGAAUUAAACAGCCUCACAGCACUUCAUAAAUUCUACAGUAGCCUUCACUCAUUGAGUUAUUAUUACUGACAACUUGAGUAAAGCCCCAAAUAACUGAAUCCAAACAAGAAACAGAAUUCUGACAGAAUCCAACUGAAUAAUCACACCUUCCUGCUGCAUUUCCUUCAUGUCUUAGAUCUUGAAGCCAAAAUCUACGCUUCUCGGGUAAAUGCCUCAAAUAGUAUUCUCGUAGUGGAGACUUACUCCAUCUGAAAUGUGCCCCAUUCGGUGUUUUUUUUACUUUGCAAAUCUUUAUCUGGUAUUGUACUUAACGAAGAAAGUAAAUCAGAGCAGGGGGAGGGUAUCCUGUUUGGAUUCUGGCCCUAACUGGUUGAUCAGCAUUUCUGAAUGAGUAAACUGAGAAUUGAGACAGAUGAAGAUUGAAAAUACAAUAUCUUUUGUCCCAUGGGAUAGGGGUCUCACUUUGUGCAACACUGCCUUAAAGGACCUGUCACUCCCACUAAUAGCUAUGUCAGUAGCGACAAAUGGGGGAAAAGUUGAGUGUGCGUCUGCCAUCUGUUAUUGUUCUGUGUCAAAUGAUAACUCCUUGUGUAAUCUUUCCUUGUGUCUUGAAAAUUAUUCCAGUUUUUCAAAAUAACAGGUAUAAAUUGCAAAGCCAGGACCACAACACAGUCCAGCACUGGAAAGAUUCUUUAACAUGUUAGUGCUGUUGUCAGUUAUUAUGCUGUUGGGGUGAGAUGGUGCAAGUUAGAGGGAUGUGGAGCAUAAACACCAGCGUAGACCAGUUGGGCCCAAAGGCUUGUUUCUGAGCUGUAUAACUACAGUGUAAAAUUUCUAGUAUUUGUGUAAAAAGAGAGAAAAACAGUAUUAUUGCUGUUAGCUUCAGAUAAUGUUGCUCUACUGAGUCUGAUUGAAGACUGUGAAUGUGAGCUAACAGAGACCAUUCACUCCAGUUAACCCCUUACUCUCUGAUCCUUAGAAUAACAGCCAUAAUAAUAUUGUUAAACAGAAAUAAGGAGAGUGCUCAUACAUGUGUAGAAUAUACAGAUGUUUAGAUAUGGUAGACCAUGAUUUCUGCAAGAUGCUUAUACUUUUCUUUCUACUGCAUAAUUUAAAGACUGAUUUAAAAUGGUAAAUAUUGUGUACACGUGAUCUGAUUUUAUCAAAAUUUGAUAUAAAUAUAUACAGGGCAGGUCAUUUGUCCAACAUCCAGGCUCAAACAACCACAUUCCUGGCGACUUUCCUGUCUAUACCACUAAAGUUUCCAAUCCUUUUGUUUCUUGAGUCUUGCCUCUACAGUAACCCUGUGCUGGAACACAAAGCCCUUUGCUCCAUCUAACAACCAUGUUGAGCUGCUUCAAGUGAAUAUUCCAAGUCUUCUUGCUAGACUUCUGCUGCUGUCAGCAGAUUCUAGUUGUUCCAGAUUUCUUGGUAAUCUUGUGCUGUCGCCUUAUAUGAAAUAAGUUGCAAAGUUGGUUUUGGUCAAAGGUUUAUGGAGCAGACCUCCUAUUUCUUUACUCUGUUAUGGGAGGUGAGCAAAGUCAGCAUUUGUUGUCUAAUUCCCUUCAACUGAGUAAUUGGACCAACCAUAUUGACAUGGAUCUGGAGUUACGUGUAGACCAGACCAGGUAACCAAGGUAGAUUUCCUUCCCUGAAGGGCAUUUUGUGAAACAAACGGGUACUUACGAUAAUCUCACAUCAGCGAGAUUAGCUUUCAAUUCCAGAUUAAUGAAUUAGUCAAUGAAUUUAAAUUCCACCAGCUGCUAUGGUGAGAUUGAACCCAUGAGCCCAGAGCAUUAAUAGGAUUCCUAGUUCCAGCAGUUUACACUCAAUCCACUGUCUCCGCCAUAUUAUGUAGAGUGUUUGUGUGAGGAUUACAAACAGGAGACAACUACCUUCAUUGUAGUGAUAAUGCUCAGUUGGACAGCCUAGCAAAGGCCACAUUUGACCCUUAUUCCAGGCAUCACUUUUUCAGCAAUCCCUGAAUCAGCAAACAGCACUUCCUUGACUGACCUGAACCCUGUCACAUCAUUCAGUAUAGUUUGGCCAGUGAUAAUCAAUGUGACUUCCCAGGAACCUUACUGCAGCUAAUUGGAAGCCAAUGGCUGUGAAUUUAUUCUUCACCUGAUCAUAAUACUCAUUCUGUUCCAAUACACCGCAGGCAUGAGCACACAAGUUCUUAUAUAAUUUCUUUGGAGAGUUUAGUUGACACUUAUGAUUGUGAUAGACCAAACAGUUAUCCAUCAGAGGGAGCUCGUACCUCAGCUGUUAUAUGAAGAUUCCUAGCUACCAAUCCAGCAUAUUGCUGUGAUAAAGUGUGAGAGUAGUGUUCUGCACACAUCCUUGUUUCACACUAUUUGAAUCAGACAACACAACUUCCUUCAAUAAACCCUCGGCCAGGCAUCACAUUAUGGAGCUAUUUCAGCAUCAGCCCAUACCAAAUCACAGGAUUGUUACAAUGCAGAAGGAAGCCAUUCAGCCAUCGUUUGUGCACCGGCUCUCUGAGUAUUUUAACUUGGUGUGGUUGACCUGCCCUUUUCCCCAUUAUCCUGCACAUUAUUUCUAUCCAAAUAUCCAUCCAAUACAUUCAUGAAUGUCUCAAUUGAACCUGCCCUUCUGGACAGUGCAUUAAUUGCUGACUGAGUGAACACCAUAUUACUCAAUCUACAUUUGCUUCUUUACAAAACACCUUUAAAGCUGGUUCACAGUUAGCUUACAAGUUUCUCCCAAUCCAAUCUGUCCAGUCCUCGUAUGAUUUUUGAAAACUGUCAAACCUCACUUAGUGUUCUUUUUUCUAGGGAAAACAAUCCUAGCUUUCCCAAUCUGUCUUCAUAACUGGACUGUCUCGUUGUUGGAACCAUAUUCAGACUCUCUGCUGUCUCUCCAGUGUUGUUCAUAUUCUUCCUAAAGUCUGACACCUAGAAAUGUACACAAUACUCCAGCUGAGGCUCAACUCGUGUCCUGUACAAGUUCAGCGUAUCCUUGUGCUCCUGUUCUUUAUGCCUCUAUUAGUGUCAUCAGAAUGCUGUAUUCUUUAUUCAUACCUCUCCAUUGGUGCUGUCUCCUGCAAUGGCUUAUGCAGGUAUACUCUCUGUGCCCCUACCAUGGUUAAAGUAAACUCAUAUUGUUUGGAAAACUGGUGAUAACCCAACAUCCUGUUAAACCUUUAAAGAUGGCCUGUGUUGUAAUUGCUUUAAUCAACAAGCAGCAUAUUUAAUAUAUUGGUCUUUAUUUUGUGCUCUGCGCAUAUUUUGAAUUUGGUGAGACCAUGGAAUUGAGAUAGUCUUUUGAUGCUGCAGUGUGAUCCCCUCAUAUAACAGCUUCAGAAGCAAGGCAUUGCACAGAAUUGGAUUCUUUGCUGUAGACAAAAGGAUGCUGAACCCAGCCAGCCAGCUGCCCUUGUUCUGUCAUAUCUCAGUGGUGUCUGUAGCUGUGGAUUUUGUGAGACUUUGGGCAGAACUUUAUGGGUGCCCCCGCCGAGUUAACACUUUGAUCAGAGUUGGGGAGGGGGUGGGGUUGGGGGUGUACAUUUGGGCACCAUGCCAUUUUGUUGCCAGUGCCUACUUUCCCACUGCUCAUAGCAAGGGUGGCAUUGGAAAGUUUCCAUUGUGCUGCUGGGAUUUCAUCCUUGGCUUUGGGAGAAGGGCAGCUCCAUGUGUUGAGCAGCCAGACCUGACGGGAUGGCAAAGUGGUGGACGUACCUCCUUUAUGGGUCCCUAUCCAUGGGAAGCCCCUCUCCCAAGUUCUGACCACCCCAAUGAUUUUCUGCACCCCUCACCUCCAUCUCAGGGGCAUGGCAACCUGGCUGCAGUGAGACGUUGGACUUACAAAGUGCGGAUUCAUUGCCUCAGGCCUCUGUCUGGGAAUGGUUGUAGAGCCAGCAGUGGCCACCACUAUUGGUGGUGGUGUUGGGAACCAGAGAGCUGCCACCUACUUGAUUGGCUUGCAGAUCUCAGAGGUAGGAGAUCAUCUCAAGACGAUUAAUGGGAUGGCUACCACUAAAUGACUGUGGUACUCUCCAGAACCGUACCCCUGUCCUACAACAUGCCCUCCCCUUCCCCACCCCACCCUGCAUAAACUCCAGCCCCUUCUGUCUUCAAAUUAGGCUGAACACCUCGAGCAGAUGCUCAUUAGAGGCUCCAGUAGAAACCUGAUAGAGGUCAACUCUGAGUAGCACUGCUCAUCAGCUGGACCUGCAAGUGCAUCUUACUGGAUCUGUCACUUAAUCAUUUUUCUGAAAACCAUGCCAUCUUGCUGUUGCUUUAAGCAACAAUAGGUACAAAAUAAAGUGUGGUCACAAAAUAAAGUGCUGAGCAGACUAACUGAUAUAGAACAUAGAACAUAGAACAAUACAGCACAGAACAGGCCCUUCGGCCCACGAUGUUGUGCCGAACAUUUGU